AUGGCAUCUUGUGGCGGCGCGGGCGAUGACGGCGGCCGCUCACCCCCGGCGGUGGUCUACGACGACCUGGUGGAGGUGCGCGAGCACGCGGCGACGCUGCAGACCAUGCUGCAGGGGUCGCCAAGAGUGUUGGACAUGGACGCGAGGGAGCUCGUGAAGGGGAUGAUGGCCAAGCUGUCCAGCGCUAUGUCGGUGUUUGGCUCCACCAGCGGCGGUGUGGAGGCGUCUUCUGGGAGGAAGAAGAGAUCAGCCACGGCGUCCGGGCCGCACCGCCGGAGCACCUCCAGGAGAAGGUCGAAGAGCCCUUUCAUCAGCAUGGUCACUGCUAGGACGCUCAACGAUGGCAAGACAUGGAGGAAGUACGGCCAAAAAUAUAUUCAUGCCUCUACUAACCCGAGGAGCUACUACAGGUGCUCUCAUAAGCCAGACCAAGGCUGCCAGGCCACGAGGCAGGUCCAGGAAUCCGAGUCCAACCCGUCGGAGUACAUCAUCAGCUACUACGGCCAGCACACCUGCAAGGACCCUUCCACGUUUCGAUCACUCUUCAUCCAAGGCGCCGCCGACGCUGCCCCGCCAGCAGACUGCUCAAAUCUCAUCAGCUUCACGUCGAUCAACGGCGCGGCUGCGAGCACGAGCACGAGCGCUUUUGCUCAUUGUGUCGUGAAAGAAGCGGUUGAUCUUCAUCCGAUGCUUUCCUCCCGCUUCUCCAACUACAGCUCCUCGCCGCCGGUGCAGGAAGGUGUGUCCAGCGGCUCGCCGUCGCCGGCUGGCCACGGGAAGUUCAUGCAGUACGCCGGCGGGCAGCUCGUCGACGUUAUUGACCAAAGGACGUCGCCGUUGACCGUGGGAUCAGCGCCGGCGGAGUACUGGCCGGUGGCGGGGGAUGCUGGCGCGGGCAUGGACAGCUUCCCUUCCUCGCCGUCGCCGAGCAGCCUUGGGUUCAUGUCGGGCUCGUUAGGGGGCUCAUUUGGCAAUAGCAUUUACGACGACGACCUGUUCGGCUUCGAUUCCUGA
Molecule: messenger RNA, 1014 nt
Organism: Triticum turgidum subsp. durum (durum wheat)
Lineage: Eukaryota; Viridiplantae; Streptophyta; Magnoliopsida; Poales; Poaceae
Source: the annotation of a GenBank genome assembly